GCGAGGAGGUGCAGAAGGCGUGGCGGGCUGGAGAGGCCACGCGGAGGUCCAGGGACCCACCGACAGUCGGGCAGCGGGACGCGCCCGCAGGGCAGGAAGCCGCACUGAGGUAGCAGGCUCCAGAGGGUCAUGGCCGAGCUCAAGUCGUUGUCGGGGGACGCGUACCUGGCUCUGAGCCACGGCUACACCGCGACCGGCCACGCCUACGCAGCGGCGCGCGGACCAGAGACUACACGCGGCUUUGGUGCAUCGGGUCCAGGUGGGGACCUCCCCGCGGCGCCUGCUUCCCGGGUUCCCGCCGCGACGGUCGAGAGCAGCGGCGAGCAGAGCGGCGACGAGGACGACGCCUUCGAGAGGCGGCGGCGAAGGCGAGGGCCCGGGGUCUCGGUGGACACACGGCGGCGGCCCCGGGAGCAGCGCUCGCUACGGCUCAGCAUCAACGCCCGCGAAAGGCGACGGAUGCACGACCUGAACGACGCGCUGGACGGGCUGCGCGCGGUCAUCCCCUAUGCGCACAGCCCGUCGGUGCGCAAGCUCUCCAAGAUCGCUACGCUGCUGCUGGCCAAGAACUACAUCCUCAUGCAGGCUCAGGCCCUGGAGGAGAUGCGGCGCCUGGUGGCCUACCUCAACCAAGGUCACGGCCUCGCUGCGCCUGUGGCCGCCACGCCACUAACGCCCUUCGGCCAGGCAGCGGUCUACCCUUUCUCAGCCGGCGCGGCGCUCGGGCCCUGCCCAGACAAGUGUGCCGCCUUCUCCGGAUCGCCCUCGGCGCUUUGCAAACACUGCGGCGAGAAGCCCUGACGGUGCCGAGACCCAGCACAACCGCCUUUCUAUUUAGGCUAUCCAUUGUCCUCCCUGGCGGGACCUUAUGGCGGAAAGGCAGCCGGACCCCGGACCCUGCUUGCAGAACUGUUGGGUGCAGGACGCGAAAUCGGUCCAGCCAGAGACUCACUGUAUUCCAGACCCCGCCGCAUCCACAGAACUCUCACAGCGUCUGCUGGGCGUUGCCAGCGCUCUAGGCGGUGAGAAUGACAGGUUACCAGCUGUGCGCCAAAAGAAAAACCACGGGAGGGAACCGGUAGUAGCUGGUCCCACUUCUGACAGGUGACUGCCCAAAGGCUUAGGAAAGCGGGCAAGGAGCUUCACUUGACCACUUCCUAGGGAUCGUCCUCUGCCCCAAUCCCUUCUAGGCCAGCCUGCAGGGCCUUGUUCCUCCAGAUGUGUUCCGCAGGACGCGUGUGGCCCCUCACUGGGGGGCCUCUGAUGGCUCCAAGACUCCAGACCCAGCCCCUGAGCGAGAUUCUGCCGCCGUCCUUUGCAAAGGACUUGAGGGCAGACUUAGGAAGAACCCAGGAGAUGAGAUUUGCAGCAUUUUCCAAGUCUGAUUUUGUUCUGCUAACAUUCUUUCCUGCCCAGAGGCUCAGGAAACUCAUUCUGGCCUCAAAGUCUGUGGACUUAUCCCUAAAUACACCCGGAUCGCCAGCGCCUGCCUCCUGCGGGCUGGGAUGGGCGUCGUUUCGUUCUGUUUGUUUCGAGGGAACUGAUGGAACACGGGUCCUCACAACUUGCACGGGGCUACUUGACCCUGGAGGGUCAGCCGAGGACUUCAAUCUAUAUUCAGGACCUGCCAAGUCCCUCUGCGCCAGUUCGGGAAGUUCUGGAGAAAGCCGGGCUACCGGUGAGUACACGGCGCUGGACUGAAUGGUAACCGGUCGCUCACAAAGUCGGACUGCAACCCAAAAUCUUGUCACUGUACCUAGUCGGAGCCUUAGCCCGGGAGCCCGAGAUGUUGGUUUUUGCUCAGUGGCCCUCAGCAGCUUCCGCCUCUGUUUACCCAAUUAUCUGGCCUUUGUAGAUUCAAAGCAUAGUGUGGGAGAGGGCUGCCGCCCUGCAAAGCGCCUGUCUAUAGCGCUUAACUUUCACGGAUGUAUUUGAAAAGGCCCUUUUGUAUUUGCAAAAUGACGUGUGUGAUUGUCUUAUUCAUAAAGACCUAUGCUUAAAUACUA
Messenger RNA from Mesocricetus auratus (golden hamster), 2006 nucleotides. RefSeq names its product basic helix-loop-helix family member e23 (gene Bhlhe23). NCBI's taxonomy places the organism in Eukaryota, Metazoa, Chordata, Mammalia, Rodentia, Cricetidae. The record is from RefSeq and is a predicted model, not a curated record. The coding region runs from base 130 to 801 and encodes 223 amino acids. Gene Ontology annotation, molecular function: protein dimerization activity. The transcript has a single exon.